ACUGUCAUUGUUUGAAAUGUCACAAAAUUUAUAUUUUCCAUCUACCUCAGAGAAAGAGAAAUAAAUUAUUAUUUAAAAAUGGUUAUUAGUAAUAUAUAAACAAAUUUACUUUCGGAACGACUAUGCCGGACACAUCUCUGUCACAAAAUCACAUACCGUUGUAUUCAUGUGGUUUAAAAGUGUAUGCAAGUCCGUCCUCCUAGGUGUACCAAUCGGUAUAACCUUUCUUGACACAGUCGGCUAUGUGGCCAGAGUUGAAGGCAUUUCCAUGCAGCCGGUGCUUAACCCGGAUUCCAAAAACACUGACUAUGUAUUUCUAUCAAGGUGGGCGGUCAGAGACUAUAACUUGCGGAGAGGUGACGUGAUAUCAUUAGUGUCGCCGAAAGAUCCAAACCAGAAGAUAAUAAAACGCAUCGUGGGUCUGCAAGGUGACGUUGUGAAUACUUUAGGCUACAAGACACAGUACGUGAGAGUCCCCGAAGGGCACUGUUGGGUGGAAGGUGACCACACUGGUCACACGCUUGACAGCAACACCUUUGGGCCAGUCUCAUUAGGCCUAGUCAACGCCAGGGCAGCAUACAUCGUGUGGCCACCUAGGAGAUGGCAAAAAUUAGAAGCAAAGGUGCCAGACCACAGAAAACCUUAUUUAGAAAAAUAGUAAACUUAUAUUCAUUUUAGUGAAAAGUAGCGGUAGAAACAGAAGAAUGAUUAAUUUUGAUGGCAUCUCAACAAUACUUUGUGAAAAUAGUCAUCAUUUAGUUCCUUAUUUAUUGCUAUGAGCCUGUAAAUAUUAAAUAAGAAUGCAAUCAUAGAUUGUUGUUCAACUACUCAAUAAUGUAUCUCAAUAAUUAGACUAUCCUUUUCUAACUCUAUCUCUCUCUCUUAUUUAUAGUACUGUACUUACUACCAAUCUUACUUCUUAUAUAAUGUAAAUUUCAUCAUGGAAUUAAGUGAAUGUAAAAAUAAAUAUAUAGAAGAGUUGGAUGACCACUAGCCAAAUUUUAUUUUAUAAGAUUGAAAUGCUUGUUACAGUUCUAAAAAUAAAAUUUUGUUUAACUA
Molecule: messenger RNA, 1059 nt
Organism: Spodoptera frugiperda (fall armyworm)
Lineage: Eukaryota; Metazoa; Arthropoda; Insecta; Lepidoptera; Noctuidae
Product: mitochondrial inner membrane protease subunit 2
Exons: 1
Coding region: 167-658 (163 amino acids)
Biological process (GO): mitochondrial respiratory chain complex assembly
Cellular component (GO): mitochondrial inner membrane peptidase complex; membrane
Molecular function (GO): serine-type endopeptidase activity
Source: RefSeq, a predicted model, not a curated record